AUGAGAAUGGAAGAGUAUUUAAGGAAUAUAAUUCCCAAUUUAAACAGCUUACCAAAGAACGCCAUGUUCACCCUCCAAAUCCACACCGUCGACUCUCCACAACCUCUUCCGACCACCAUCGCCACCACUUCCUCCGUCGCACACGGCCCAAACCCUAACAGUGACCUUAGCAGUAGCAGCGGAAUCUUACAUCUAUCGGAACUUAGAGGAAUCGCUCAUCUCUUCCGCCACCUUCCCUCUUCCACUUCCACCACUAUUUCUAACCCUAUUUCCCGCACCACCACCGUCUUCAUUGUCGCUGCUCCAAAUUACCUGUCCCCUGAUGAUUUCCUUCUCUUCUGUGGAACUCAUCUUGCCGAUUUCACACAUGUUAUGUUCCUUAAGAAUGAUGGAAUAGAACAUAGUUACAGUGUGUUGAUCAAUAUUGUUAAUCAGUUGGCUGCUGAUGGGUUUUACUGUAGCUUCAAUGGCAAAAGGUUUAAGCCUACCGAGGUUGAGGUUUGCCAUAUAUACUUUAUUCAAUCAGUGGUGUACGAAGAGUCGGCAUAUAUUACAAGUACACCUCCUGUUGGUUAUACUGAAUUGCCAACAUGUCCAGUGUGUCUUGAAAGAUUGGACCAAGAUACAAGUGGAAUACAGAGUACACUUUGUGACCAUUCCUUUCAGUGCUCUUGUGUCUCAAAGUGGACCUAUUUGGCAUGCCAAGUGUGUCGACUUUGUCAGCAGCAAGAUGAGAAGCCUGCCUGUUCAGAGUGUGGAACAAUGAAGAAUCUUUGUGUUUGUUUGAUUUGUGGUUUUGUAGGGUGUGGAAGAUAUGAGAAAAAGCAUGCAAUUAAACACUGGACGGAUGCAGCGCAUCACUAUUCACUUGAAUUGGAAACCCAACAAAUCUGGGAUUAUGUAGGGGACAAGUAUGUCCACCGAUUGAAUCAAUCGAAAGGUGAUAGCAAGUUGGUUACUGUUAAUUCCCGAUGUACUGCAACUGAGGGAGAAUGUACUACUUGUGGCGAUGAUGAGGAUUCAAGUUUUAGUGGUGCCCUUUUCAGCAGCAAAGUUGAUUCGAUUGUAGAUGAGUACAACAAUCUUCUUGCUAGUCAGCUGGAAACUCAAAGACAACAUUAUGAAUCUCUACUAGCCGAGGCAAAGAGUGGAAAAGAGAGCUCAAUAUCCAGAGCAGUGGAGAAGGCAGUUUUCUCAAAGUUGAAUGACUUGCAGGCUAAGAUAGAAAUGUAUACAGAGGAGACGAAGUCCAUUGCAGAGAGGAAUCAAGUGCUUUUGAAAAACCAAGAGCUUUUGCAGACAAAGUAUAGAGAAACAGCAGAAAGGGAAAGGUUAUUACUCAAGUCGAAGGACGAGAAUAAACUGGACCUCAAGGAACAGAUACGGGACUUAAAAGUUUAUGUUGAAGCCCAGAGGAAACUUUCAAACAUGGGAAUUUCAGAUGGGAAAGGAGGAACUGUUCUAUCUGUAGAACCCAACAAGCAAUCUUCCAGCAAUUCUCGAAGGCGAGGGAAGCUAGGUCGAAGACGGAACUAGUAGCACUUUGACAAAGUGAGGCUUGCUCAAGUGUUUGAGCACCUCCACCAUCUACCGGUAGGUUGAGGGUUUGAGUCACCCCUCUACUAGAAGGGUAAGUGGAAACACUAUUGAUCAUCCUGCGGGUGGAAAACGAAAAAGAACUAGUAGGAAUUAGUCAUCCUCUGCUCUUGUAUUAUAUACUACUACUC
Messenger RNA from Solanum stenotomum, 1727 nucleotides. RefSeq names its product BRAP2 RING ZnF UBP domain-containing protein 1. The transcript has 11 exons. The coding region runs from base 1 to 1536 and encodes 511 amino acids. The record is from RefSeq and is a predicted model, not a curated record. Gene Ontology annotation, cellular component: cytoplasm. Gene Ontology annotation, biological process: protein ubiquitination; Ras protein signal transduction. NCBI's taxonomy places the organism in Eukaryota, Viridiplantae, Streptophyta, Magnoliopsida, Solanales, Solanaceae. Gene Ontology annotation, molecular function: zinc ion binding; ubiquitin protein ligase activity.